Molecule: messenger RNA, 4419 nt
Organism: Stegastes partitus (bicolor damselfish)
Lineage: Eukaryota; Metazoa; Chordata; Actinopteri; Pomacentridae
Gene: rab6ba
Product: RAB6B, member RAS oncogene family a
Exons: 8
Coding region: 136-762 (208 amino acids)
Molecular function (GO): GTPase activity; GTP binding
Source: RefSeq, a predicted model, not a curated record
GAGAGAGAGCGAGCAGCUGCACCGCCGCCUUUUCCAUCCAGCAUCUCCGCCGACCAACACCGAACUCGAUUGGGAGCUCACAACUACACCCAGACCGUCCUCCGGCGACCGUAGUCCCCCCUCUUCCUCCUCAAAAUGUCCGUGGGCAGCGACUUUGGGAACCCGUUAAGAAAAUUCAAACUGGUCUUUCUCGGGGAGCAGAGCGUUGGAAAAACGUCUCUGAUCACACGGUUCAUGUAUGACAGCUUUGACAACACAUAUCAGGCCACAAUCGGGAUUGACUUCCUGUCGAAAACUAUGUACUUGGAAGAUCGAACGGUGAGGUUGCAGCUCUGGGACACAGCGGGACAGGAGCGCUUCAGGAGCCUCAUCCCCAGUUACAUCCGGGACUCCACUGUGGCUGUGGUGGUGUACGACAUAACAAACGUCAACUCAUUCCAGCAGACGUCAAAAUGGAUUGAUGACGUGAGAACAGAGAGAGGAAGUGAUGUCAUCAUUAUGCUCGUCGGAAACAAAACAGACUUAGCAGACAAGAGGCAAAUCACAAUUGAGGAGGGUGAACAGAGGGCUAAAGAGCUGAGUGUCAUGUUCAUAGAGACCAGCGCCAAGACGGGUUACAACGUCAAACAGCUGUUUCGUCGUGUUGCGGCUGCCCUCCCAGGGAUGGAAAGUAUGCAAGAAACAAGCAAAGAAGGGAUGAUCGACAUCAAGUUGGACAAACCGCAGGAGCCCCAGACUACUGAAGGCGGCUGCUCCUGUUAAUACUCGGCAUCUGUCCUGGAAAAACAAAACAAAACAUCAUUUACCCCACAUGCUUGUUAUGUUGCUUCCUAUUGGUUAACCUGCAGUUGACACGUUGAGAAUCUGGCCUCCUCGCCUGGUUGGAACUAGCAAUAUGUGAAUUUGGUUCAAAAGUAGUGUAGCCUACUUUAACAAAACUGCCAAAAAAUAAAUCCUACAACUUGCUAAAAAAAACAAAAACAACAACAAAAAAAACCAACAAAAACGUAGUAAAAAGAUCCCCAUGCUGCAUAUGUGUAUACAAUUUUUUUAAGUAGAAAAGAGAGUUUCCCCAGUUUCUUUUUGUAUUUUUGUAUCUUCAGGGAAUUUUCUCUGGAACUGUUGUUUUUUUGUUAGUUUUUUUUUUUUUUAAUGCAAAGCUCUGUAUGUGGGAGCUCGAGAGGAAGAGGUGGUUUAGACGCAUUCUUAUGGAUGCAGCUGUUGUUACGGGCAAAAAUAGAAAUCUAGAGCUCAUUGUGACCCAAACUUUAACCAUCACAAACUCUUAUUAACCCCUAACUUAGCUUUUUUUUGUAACUUUAGCCAUCUCCAGCCAGUCACAGCCCAUAACCCAGCUGGGAUCCACAAUUGUGCGCUAACAGACAAGCUGAACAGUAACAUCUUGAGUAUCUAAUGCAUGCCUAGUUUUUAAGCAUAGGUACUGUUUACCCGUGUACACGAGUUUGAAUAUGUAAAUGGUAACAUUACACCAGUGACUUGAUGCAUUCUGAUAAGUCUUUUUGUUUAUGAACUGGAUUUGUAUACUUGACUUCAGAAUAUCUUUUUGUCGUGCGUGCGUGUAAAUGUGUGCUUUCUGUAUAGGCAACAUUAGAAUGCAGUUCCAUAGAGGGCCACUGCCAAGUCAUGUCAUUCUCGCCACAUUAUGGCACCUUUUAAGUCACCGUUUGUUCGCAGUGUGUCAUAGACUUACUCACUCACCACGACAUGACAGCUGCUGUUGCAUUGUGUGAUAUCUUGUGAUUAUGAUAGUCUGCACAUACAGUGGACUGUAAGUGGAGAAUCAAAGCCCUCACCUUGCACGGCAAGACGUUUAACAGCAGAUUUUUGCUAUUCUGGAAUUGCAGAUAUCAGCAACAGUGUUUUGAGUAAUUUUCAAUACAUGAACAGUUACAGAUAUCAGAAUUUUCAGUUUUGACCAGUUGUUAUAAUAGUUGCCGAUAUCUCAGACAUCUCAGCAAAGCAUUUGCACACAGUUAUAGCGGCUGCUGUGGUGGAUGAGCUCAUUAGAAAAUGCAGUGAAAUACAAAGAGCUCAUCAGUGAGGAGUUUGUGGAGAGCGAGAGCUGUGUUCAUUUCAGUGUAAGAACUUCGGCCUCAGGCUGCUCUGACAUGGCGAUAAAAUGCCUUGUCAUGUGCAAUUAUGGUUACAGCCCCAUAGAAUGUCUGAAAAGCGAGCCGCCUCCACCUCCUACUGGCCAUAACCACAGAUAUCAGCAAUAUCAUCUCGCCUGGUCUAAAUUUGAGUUCAGGAUAUCUGAAAAUAUAUUUUGAUGACGCAGAAUUCCAGUUUUGAGAUAUCUACAACAUCAUGACCGGUUCAAACUUCAUUUAAGGUAUCUUGAAAUGAAAAUGUUAAUAUCCCGAGUUGAGGGACAUUGAAGAUAUCUUGAACUAGCAUUGCAAGAACAAAAUGGAGGUGGAUGGAAGGUGCAGCAUCACCAGUAAUGUGGCCGUCACACCUGAUUACUGUUGUGAAAAGGAAGUCCAGCCAGAAAGCAAAGCUCUCAUUUUACUGGCCUUCAUUCCAUCCCUCACUUAUUGCCAUGAGCUCUGAGUCGAGAGCCAGAAAAGGAGGUUGGAGAUACAAGCGACCAAAAUGAGUUUCCGCCAUAGAUUUGCUGAGCUCAGCCUCAGAGAUAAGGUGAAGAGCUCAGACGUCUGGGUGAAGCUCAGAGUAAAGCAUUGGCAUUGAAAGGAAUCAGCUGAGGUAGUUCAGAUCUGAUUAUGUCGCCUCCUGUGCACUUUUCUAUGGAGGUUUUCUGGUAAUGACCAACCGGUAGGAGACCCCGAGGUUGACCCACAACUUGGAGGAGGGAUAACAUCUCAUUUGGCCUGAUAACAGCUCGGGAUCCACUAGGAGGAAUUGGAAAACAUUGUUGGGAAAAAGAAGGUCUAGAAUGACCCGCUUAGUGUGCCUCCACCAUGCCCAAACCCUCGAUAAGCAAAGGAAAACAAGUGGAUGGAUGAAACUAGAGCCAUGACUAGUCAGAAUUCAUCUGUAGAUUCUUGAAACUGGAAUUACAGCGAGUCAUAAUUCAGUAUCUGCAGUUCACAUGAUGGAAACCUGCAGCUGAAUAGUAGAAAACCCCAAACACAUGAAUAAUAAAUGUGACGUCAUUGGUACUGGAGCAGUGACAGCGUUGAUAUCUCAAAUGCCGUGUUUGAUCAGAACAAACUGAAUUGUGGAUAUCUGCAGUACAUGUCCAGUCUAGCUAUAAAAUGUUAAACCGUCUUGCUGUGCACCUUCGACUGUAACGUAGGUCCUGUGAUCCAAGCAGACCUUUAACAUUGUAAAUCAACUUCAUUCCUGACAAAAGACUAAUUUGCACAUGUAGACCUUUCAGGUUAAUAUGAAGUGAUGAAAAGCUUCAUUGUAAAUGUACAGUCACUUAAUUCAAAGACAUGUCUGAUUGUCAUAGAAACUGUCACACAGCGUGUUCCCACUGACGUUUUCUCUGCUGCUUGUGUUGAAACUGACUACUGGCAUUAUGCAAUGUUGCAAUGGUGUUUUAAAUUUCUUUUUAUUUUCUUUUGUAUUCCUUUCAGAGCCAGGAAUCAUAAUAUACUGGUGGUGAGGUCAGCCAGUGUUGAGAACACUACUUUGAUUUGAAGUGAAAUCUUUACUGCACUUUUUAAGAACAUGUUUAAAGUUAGAGUGAUGAUGUAAGUCUUAGAAACAUGGUGACAAAAAAAAACAACAUUCAGAGUACUGUGUCUUAGAGUAGAGUGAAACAUAUAUGAAUUGUUCACACAUGUCCAAAAAGGGGAGCACUCUUGUGAAAACUAGUGAACCUUUCUAACCCACAUAAUGAGCCAAAUAAUAAUAUUAAUAAUAAUACGAGACAGAGGUGGAUCAACAGGAGAUCUUGACUGGAACACACUUUUUUGUGGGUUUGAGGAUAACAAAGACGAGUUGCAUUUCAAGUUCCCCCAAAAUUUAAAAAAUAAAGCCUUGUAAUGUACGAGCCCUCGAUUCUGCUGCCUUUUAUCUGAAAACAGGAAUGUUCUGCUCUCGUUGCCGAGCACACAGCCUUGUAAGAGGAGCACUUUUCAGAAGUGACUCAUGGGUGUUUAUUUUUUAAACGAGGACAAAAUGAUUGAUCGGUAGCUACAGACACUCGUUUGUAUUUCUUCCCCUCAGAUAUGAAAGUAGAGUCCAGUUGGUUUCCUGAAGGCCCGUUUUAACCAUCCCUGGAAAUGGACCAAGCGAUGCAACAAAUGUCUGGAUAAAGGGAGUCUGCAAUGGUGGAAGGGGGCAGCGGUUAUUCCCUGAAGGUGUUUCUGUCGCAGCUCUGUGCAGCAGACUGGAUCAGUCCAGAGCUGGCUCUCCAUUCACACUGUACAGAGAUCUAGCAUGUCUCUCCAAAUGAUUAAUAAAGAUGUCUUAUUACCAAACUCA